Molecule: messenger RNA, 2424 nt
Organism: Elgaria multicarinata webbii
Lineage: Eukaryota; Metazoa; Chordata; Lepidosauria; Squamata; Anguidae
Gene: ATG10
Product: autophagy related 10
Exons: 8
Coding region: 70-738 (222 amino acids)
Biological process (GO): macroautophagy; protein lipidation; protein modification by small protein conjugation
Cellular component (GO): intracellular anatomical structure
Molecular function (GO): Atg12 transferase activity
Source: RefSeq, a predicted model, not a curated record
UCCCAUAGGGAAAUGGAGAGACGGAGCCUGCUCUGCGUCUCCGCCUGAAAGUGGCGGGAGGCGGAGAAGAUGUCACUUAACUUGGAUCAUGAAGAUUUCGUUUUGGAAGAGAAUAAAUUCAAGCAAUAUUGUGCAGAAUUUAUCAAGCACUCGGAACAAAUAGGAGACGGUUGGCAGUGGAGAGAUGUAAAGGACUCUGCUGAUGGUUAUAUGAGUAAAACACACUUGCAACAAAAACGUGGAGGCAUCCCUUCGGAAAUAGGGGAGAUAGUGACUGAUGAAAUAACAUUUACACAUAUUGAGGAAAGUCCGGAUGACUCCCAAGCAGCUGAGAUCUCUGCUACUUCAGAGGUGAUUCGCUAUGAAUACCAUGUUUUGUACUCCAGCAGUUACCAAGCUCCUGCACUUUAUUUUAGGGCAGGCUUUUUAGAUGGAAGGCCUUUAACUCUGGAUGAAAUAUGGAAAGGUGUACAUGAAUGCUACAGGGAGCGCCUGCAGCAGGGGCCCUGGGACACCAUUACACAACAGGAACAUCCAUUACUUGGCCAGCCUUUCUUUGUACUUCAUCCCUGCCGGACAAAUGAAUUUAUGGCUUCAGUAUUAUCCAGUUCACAUAAACAAAACAAGAGUACAAACUACAUUAUCUCGUGGCUGAGUAUUGUAGGCCCAGUAGUGGGUCUCAAUCUACCUCUGAGUUAUGCAAAAGCCAAUUCUGAGCACAGCACAAAUACUGAUUGAAGAGAUUCUGUACAGAAGCACAGAUAAUGGUGAAAUAUAAAGGUUUCACACCAGUACUAUAGUUCAUCUCAUACAUGAAGCUAAGAACAUCAUCCAGUCUGACAAGCUGUUGAAAUUACCACAAGAGUCCUCAGUGGAGGCCACGUUUCAAUGAUGUGUCUUAUGAUAAUCAAGCCUAGGAAUUGGUUCUAAUUGGAACAAGGAUGAUGCAGAGUCCCAUCAGGAAGCAAAUGUUGAUUCAUGUGAUAGUUUGUUGAGCUAAUGAUAAGUGGAAAAGUCCCCAAAUCGAUAGAAUGACUGAUAUGGGGCAACUUAUUCAGCCCAGCAUAGUCUGCCUCAGUCUUCCCCAACUUGGUGCCCUCCAAAUGUGUUGAACUACAGCUCCUAGCAUCCUUAGCCAGCCAUACUAGCUAAGGAUGCUGGAAAUUAUAGUCUUAACACAUCUGGAGGGCACAGUCUUGGGGAAGGCUGAUGUAGAUAAAGACAAUGUAAGCAACUGCUACAGGGAAUUCAAGCCUACAGUAAUAACGAGCUUCUCUCCACCUUUACUGCUAUUCUAGCUUAAGGAAUCUUAUGAAAUGGAAUAAUGUUGUGCAAGUUGUUCCCUUGCUGCUGUUUUGGCUUAGCAAGGCCUAUUAGCAAAAUUGAGCAGUUAGAUAUACACAGAUUGCUUCACAAAUAACAGAACACAUUUCUCUUGGGGAGUGAGCAUGAAACUGCUGCGUUGAUCUUCAUGUGCAAUGAUUAAGCACACGUGUAUAGGCUACAUGUACCACAUGCUGGAAAGCUGCAAUUGGCCAUUGUUUCCCAUCCAGUGGGAACACAGUAAUAUAUAUGCAGCAGUGCACACGUUUGACUUGGGACCAAAGUGGAUCUGACCAAUAAUAGUCUCUAUAUUACGUGUGUGUGUCUGCACACACAUACAGUAUAUACAUACAUUCACACACACACAUUUGUAUAGCUUAUUCAGAGGGUUAAUUUAUUAAACCAAUUAGCAAAAAAUUGCCAGGUUUUAAUUUCAUUUACUACCAUUUAAAUUGGUCACUGCUCCAUUAAUGUCACUCAUUUUGCUGAGAUGCAUCAUAAUAUGGAUGUACUUUACACAUAGUUUUUUCCCUGUUAGAAUAAUAUGUUGUAGACAGCCUACACACAAAAUCAGUCUGUAUUUGUUACUGCAUUGAGUAGGUGUCAGUUAAUAGACUAAGGGAUCAUAAGGAUGACUGAGUAUUCCAAUGUUGUCUUGUUAAGAUUAAAAGUAGAUUCCCAGAUGCUCAAUAACUGUUACGAAUUCAAUAGUUAGAAUGGAAUACAUGGCAGUAGCUUUCUUCAUAAUCUUAGGAAAUGCUUUAACUUCCUCUUGAGGCAAUUUUUAGCAGUUUACACGGAUACUUUGGAUUGUAAAAGUUUUAGUUUAUGAGUAAAGACCAUAUCUUACAUUCAGCUAGGUAAAUUUCUAAUAUUCAAGUAGAUUUCACAUGAUUAAUAUUGAUGACACCAGAGUAAGAAACAGUACACUGCAUGUAACAUCCAUGUCAGCCAGUUCUGAGUCUUUCUACACAAGUUUUUUAUUUUAAUUUUAUAUGUUUCGCUGAUAGAACCAAAUUAAAUGUAAAGUCAAAUAUUAAAGUAUGCUAUUUUAAAUAUGAAAAGGAGAAAUGUACUUUUUAAAGUAUCAGAUAUUCUACU